Salmo salar (Atlantic salmon) is the source of this 1753-nucleotide messenger RNA. RefSeq lists its product as uncharacterized. Gene Ontology annotation, cellular component: membrane. The record is from RefSeq and is a predicted model, not a curated record. NCBI's taxonomy places the organism in Eukaryota, Metazoa, Chordata, Actinopteri, Salmoniformes, Salmonidae.
UGAGAGAGGAACAGGAAACUGGUCAUUACUGAAUGAGCAUGCUGACGCCGAUGGCGUCUUUCACACCUCUCUUCUCAUAGGCAUUUCUCGUUUCUAAAACUGGUCACACAUACGGCUGGGCUUCUUGAAUCUCUGCCUGGACUCUCUUGUGUUAGGAAGUACUACACACAGACUGGUCAACUCCAUCAAGAAAUAUGAAUGGCUCCCGGGUCUGCCUCUUGCUGUACUGUGUGGUACUCGUGGGAACAUCAGUACUUGCUAAUGACGGUAAAAUGACUUUUGAUAAAAGCUUCACAACUGAAAAGGGAGCUGGGGCUAACCCUAACGCAGCCAUGGGACCUUCUGGAACUACACAAUUUAACAGUUCAACAUAUUUUCAGUCAGAUUUAACAACGCCAGCUACACUCAACACCAGAGAAACAUCUGGAACCAAUAGCCCAGUGAACACCAACAACACACCAUCCAGAGCCAACACCAAACCUAGUGCCUACCCUCCACUUAAAGCCCAAACCAGCCCCACGUCCAGCCCCUGCCCCAGCUGUCUGUUGGAUAAGGAGGUGGCCACCAUCCUGCUGAUGGUGACAGGUGGCCUGGUGGUCCUGUGUACCAUCCUGCUAGUCUCCACCGUGGUGCUGUCAUGCCAGGUGUGCCACCUGAAGCGCCAGCCCCGCAUCAGCAGCCGCCCCACCCGCAGCAACGUAGACCUGGUGAGUGGUACUGGGUACUGGGGCACUGGCCAGAGGACCAAGGAGAAGCCUGACUCUGAGCCCAGUGAGACCAGCCUGAUGAUGGCAGAGCUCAAACAGACCCAGGAGGGGGAGAACGGCAAGACCGACAAGGGGCAAGGGAAACAUGAGAUGGCGAAAGACACACCCAAGAAGGAAGAGAAGAAGGAAGCCACGGAAAAUGGGGUGGCAGCAGCUGCAAACCCAAGCCAGGGGAGCCCAGUCACUACCACCACCAAACAGCCUGCAGAGCCCUCUGACCCCACCGCCACAGCAGUCUCUCCCCAAUCACAAGCCUCUAGCGACGUUGUUGUGGUGGUGGGGUGAGGGCUCUCACAUGGUGACCUCCUCCUCAGACCUUGGACCAGAAACAAGCUCAAACCACUGGCCAAACUGUCCUCAGCUGCAUACUGAUGGGAACAGCACAGUUUUAUACAACAGCUUCUAUUGGCAUGCUGUAAAGAGAUUUGCUUUUACACUGAGUGUUUGCUUAGAGUGAUUGUGUGGUUUUGUAUUUUAAGCUUGCAUUCUCAUUCAAAACUUAUGAAAUAAUUACCAUUAUGAUCAUGUCUAUACAAAUGAAUGUACCACAAGAAGUUGAAUAUCAUGUGAAUGUUUAAUAUUUGUAUGAAUUUGUAUUUUUUGUGUAAAAUGUAUAGCCAUCAUCAGUGUCACUGAUAAGAGGAAAUGACUCCUGUUUUGUCUAGUGGUUGUAUCACAGCUUGCUUGUUGUCACAAUUCAUCUGACAUUUCCCUCACUUCUCCAUUUUUAGACAUUCUAAAUUCUGCAAAAUUACAAAACAGAACCAACCAGCACUAAACUGUAGUAUCAGCUUAAGACAAUUUAAAGGAACUGUUUUUAAGCCACAAACCUCUUCCAGAAACACUCUCACAAUGUUUUCCUACAAGUCAACAUCACUUCCUUGGUCUUUUCGACACAGUAAAGAAGAGUUCAAAUGUUUCUGCUCUAGCUUUAUCUGCCCUUCCGUUUCCAAGCCUUUGUAACAAUAAAGAAUUAGUUCACUUCC